This is a messenger RNA of Oppia nitens, 868 nucleotides long. RefSeq names its product glucose 1-dehydrogenase 2-like. Bases 80 to 868 code for a protein of 262 amino acids. Gene Ontology annotation, molecular function: oxidoreductase activity. NCBI's taxonomy places the organism in Eukaryota, Metazoa, Arthropoda, Arachnida, Sarcoptiformes, Oppiidae. The transcript has 4 exons. The record is from RefSeq and is a predicted model, not a curated record.
UAAUCUGCUUGUAAUUGAUUGGAAUUAAAUUAUUGAAUAUUAAUAUUGAAAUUAUUAAAACAAUUUUUUUGUGUCUGCAAUGGAUUUUAAUAUGAAUUUUAAAGAUAAAGUAAUAUUAGUGACCGGAAGUAAUUCAGGAAUAGGAGAGUCAACUGUCCUAUUGUUUUCUCAAUUGGGAGCUAAAGUAGUGGUGACUGGAAGGGAUAAACAUAAGAAUGAAUUGGUUGCCAAUAAAUGUCAACAAAUAUCACCAAAUAAUUAUAUGCCAUUGAAAGUAAUGGCUGAUAUGGCAAAAGAAGAAGAUAUUAAUAGACUCAUUGACUCAGUUGUACAACAUUUCGGUCAAAUCGAUGUAUUGGUCAACAAUGCGGCGAUUGGUGGCGGACAUCCUGACGAAACAUUAGAAGAAUUGGAUAAUUAUUAUAAUAUUAACUUACGAUCAGUUUAUCAGUUGUGCACAAAAGCAAAACCAUUCCUCGAGAUUACAAAGGGAUCUAUUGUUAACAUUUCCAGUAUUAAUGGACUCAAACCGUUUCCAAAUGUGUCGUAUUGUAUAUCGAAAGCUGGUCUCGAUAUGUUAACCCGAUGUUUGGCUAUCAAUUGGGGACCAAUUGGCAUAAGAGUUAACGGUCUUAAUCCGGGACAAAUAGACACUCCUAUUUGGGAGGCAUCGACAUCAUUGAGUCGACAACAAAUUGAUGACAUGUGGAAAGCAGUUGACGCCAAUUAUCCGGUUAGAAGGCGUGGAUAUCCAGAAGAUAUUGCAAAAGCUAUUGUAUUUUUAGCGUCAAAAGAGUCUUCGUUUAUAACCGGAGUUAAUGUCAGAAUAGACGGCGGAUUUCUUGACUCCGCUUCUCUAAUACUUUAA